AACUUUUGGCAAAAAUAUGCAGCAAUACCAACGCCAAUUAUUCCCUAGAGAAAGGAAUCAAAUGGACCCACACCGGGUACCAUGUCCACAAUGCCCUCGCACGUACAAAACAAAAUUAGCCCUAACCGCCCAUUUGAAAUAUGAGUGUGGCAAGGAACCCCAAUUCAGAUGCCCUUAUUGUUCCCAUCGAACACACCACAAGGGACAACUACAAGUACACAUUAAACGAAAGCAUAAAGAUAUUUUGCAAGUCAUGCCAAAUCUACCAGUUACUUAUCCGCUACCUCAAAACAACCUCAACCUUAACCCAGCAGCUGGAAGCCAAAUACUCGAUGUGGAGAAAUUUAAGGCGCUUCAAUUGUUCCAAAGUUUAGCAGCAGAAAUGCUGCCAGCUUCAAAUUUAUCUGAAGAAGCCAAAAGUAAUAGUUCGACGAGCAGUAGUCACUAUGCAACGGAACAAGCAGAUCCUAGUUUACAAAAAUAUCCAGAUGUUUCGACUUCUGGACGAAAUUUUUCUCAAGAACCUUCUGGAUUUAGUAAUAAUAUACAAAAAAAAUUUAAUUGGCCCUAAAAUGGAUCAAAAUG
Ctenocephalides felis (cat flea) is the source of this 585-nucleotide messenger RNA. RefSeq names its product zinc finger protein 219-like. Bases 17 to 571 code for a protein of 184 amino acids. Lineage: Eukaryota; Metazoa; Arthropoda; Insecta; Siphonaptera; Pulicidae. The record is from RefSeq and is a predicted model, not a curated record. The transcript has a single exon.